AUUUCCCAUUUUCUGUAACACGUGAUCAGCUGGUCAGACUGUUUGACACGCCUCUGGGGCUGAUAAAGUCUACUACACAUAACUAAUAGUAUUAAUGUUCACAAGCUUCAGCCACUCUUCUCACGAGGGUACUUUACUUCAAGACUUCAACGUACACAGUCGUGCCUGACAUCUGCAAAAUGUUGAAACCUAGAACUCUAACUCAGAUACUUAGUCAGGCUAAUACUGGUGGAGUACAAAGUGCUUUGUUGUUAAAUUUAGAAGGGGCACUGUUGGCAUUCAGUGGAUAUGGCGAUCGUGAUGCUCGGGUUACUGCUGCUAUUGCAAGUAAUAUCUGGGCAGUUUAUGAUAAGAAUGGCAGAAAUGCCUUUUCCGAAGACAGACUAAGUAUGGUACUAAUGGAAUGUGAGGAUGGAAAAGUAUGUGUGACACAAGUUGCAAACCUCCUUCUCUGCAUCUAUGCCAAGGACAGUGUAGGCUUUGGUUUACUUCGGGCCAAGACAAAUGCUCUUGCCAAGUAUCUGGAUGGACCCUUACGGCAGGUUGCAGCAGCAUGAACGCCAUCCCUGUGUAUUAUAUUAUUAAUUAUAUUUUCAUUAAACAGUACUGUACCUGUACUGCAUUAUUGCCGGAAUCAUUUUCUCUUGUAAUUUGAAGUGCAUUAUUUAAGAUCUACAAAUCAUAUAGAUAAAAUAAGAAUUGUAUUUUCUGAUGAUUAAACUGAAAUUAGUUAGCAUUCUGAGACUGCUUAGUCCCUCUUUGCUAACACACAUCCCUUCUUAUUUUUUUGUUAAUCAUUUUUAUCAUAAUAGGAAGUAUUACAGGGUCCAUCCCUAGAUGAAAUGUUUCAUUAUAUGUGAGAGUUGAAUGUUUCUCAGGAGAUUAUGUGGGCAACCUUCUUCUGCCUGAAAAUAAAAAAAAAUGAUUUAA
Messenger RNA from Homarus americanus (American lobster), 930 nucleotides. It is a transcript of the gene Lamtor2, whose product is annotated as ragulator complex protein LAMTOR2-like. The transcript is spliced from 3 exons. Gene Ontology annotation, biological process: cellular response to amino acid stimulus; positive regulation of TOR signaling. The record is from RefSeq and is a predicted model, not a curated record. Lineage: Eukaryota; Metazoa; Arthropoda; Malacostraca; Decapoda; Nephropidae. The coding region runs from base 180 to 557 and encodes 125 amino acids. Gene Ontology annotation, cellular component: Ragulator complex. Gene Ontology annotation, molecular function: molecular adaptor activity; guanyl-nucleotide exchange factor activity.